Molecule: messenger RNA, 1048 nt
Organism: Serpula lacrymans var. lacrymans S7.9
Lineage: Eukaryota; Fungi; Basidiomycota; Agaricomycetes; Boletales; Serpulaceae
Exons: 7
Coding region: 79-897 (272 amino acids)
Source: RefSeq, a predicted model, not a curated record
CAAGCCUCUGCCGUGACAUCAAGUACACUGGCCCCACUGGGUCAGGCUCCAGUGGAGAUCCUCCCCGAUGUUCCCCUAAUGCAAAUGGACCCUCGGCGCUCGGUACACAUGUCAGGCAAGACGAUCGCCAUUCCACAGCCUUCUUAUAGGCUAGGGAAGAUGCUCGAUGCUUGUCAGAAGGCGCACAUUGAGGAAGAAUACGACACUGAGGACCUGGCUAUCCUAAAUGGAGCCGCAGACAAAGAAUCGACUCCCGAAAAAACGGAAGAAGUGGACUGGGUGCACGAUUCAGAGUGGGUGCAGACAAGUAUGAUGCACUUGAUGCCUCCGCCAUCGGAAUCAUCAUUAUCUUCGACGAUGGCACUGCAGAAGGAGCUCCAAGCGAUGUUAAAGGAACAGGAGAAGGCGACGAGGUUGAGCGAGCUAGGAUGGUAUAUGUCCCCAGAGCUAAAUGGAGGAAACUUAUUUCAAUGGAUCGUGGAGCUGCACUCGUUUGACCCAGACUUACCGGUUGCGAAGGAUAUGAAAGCUAAAGGUUUAAACUCGCUCGUAUUUGAAAUACGCUUCCUACCGACGUUUCCAAUAUCGCCUCCAUUUUUCCGGAUCGUCUUACCACGGCUACUACCUUUUAUUAAUGGAGGUGGCGGUCAUGUCACAGGGGGUGGUUCUAUCUGCAUGGAUCUUUUGACUGCAGACGGAUGGCUGCCGAGUUAUAGUAUAUCCGCAGUGCUGCUGCAGAUAAAACUGGCCAUCUCGAAUCCGGAUCCAAGACCCGCACGACUGGAUUCAAAAUGGGAUGCCCCUUACUCUCCACAAGAAGCGCUGGCCGGAUACACGAGAGCUGCAGCUACACACGGCUGGAAGAUCCCAACAGGUAUCGAACAAGUGAUGCGAUAGGGCUGACAACUGGUGACACCACCAGAACGAAGCAAAGGAUUUUAUUUGCCCAUUGAGGGGCUAUUUGGGGGAGCUAGUUAGCUGUGGUAUACACAAUUUAUCUAACGAGACCUGUAAUCGACUUAUCAUACGGUAUCUAUCUAGUGUUCUC